UUUAAUUUUUCCGAAUUCUCGUGCAGUGCGAGAUCGUAAUGACGUCAUAUUUGUUAUUAAUAAAGGGGAAUCCUAUAUUGAUCUGCUGUCAAAUAAUGAACCGAUUCGAUACUGUUCAAGCCUCUCUCAAGAGAAAAAAAUAUAGAAGUUACUCACCCACACAGCUUACAAACGCCUACAUAGAUGUGGUGGAAAAUAAGUUUUCAGUAUAUAAGGCAUCAAGGAAAUAUUCUAUUCCUGAGCAAACACUUAGAGACAGGGUUAAUGGUAAUGUAAAGAUAGAGACAACUAAAUCUGGACCAGACCCAUUGUUUAGUGAAGAAGAGGAGGCUAGGCUAGUGAAACAUAUUCAACAAAUUUCAGCUGUUGGGUAUGGUUACACUCGCGUUGAGGUCAUGAAUCUGGGCACAGAGUAUGCUAUUGCCUUAGGAAAGCGAGACCGGGAGCACCCACUUUCCCUCCAGUGGCUGAAUUCCUUCAUUGACAGGUGGCCUGAUUUAAAAGUAAGGCGCCCUAAAACAAUAUCAGAGCUACGAGCAAAAGCUACAUCACGGGAGAGCAUUGAAAAAUACUUCAAAGAACUUGAGAGCAUCCUUGACAAGUAUGAUUUACGAGACAAACCAGAAUGUAUCUACAAUGUUGAUGAAAAGGGAAUUCAACACAAUCACUCUCCUCCUUAUAUAGUCGCUUCAUCAGAUAGUGUUCCAUCUGUUAUCACAGCCGAGAAGUCGUCUACUGUUACAAUUCUGGGAUGUGGAAAUGCUCUUGGAUACCAGAUUCCACCAUUUUUUGUCUUUCCAGGAGCAAGAAUGAGAAGGGAGUUGAUGGAGGGUUGUUCAGUUGGAGCCGAAGGUACUGUCAGCAAGACAGGGUGGUCUAAUUCUGAAAUUUUUACCACAUACCUACAAAACCACUUUGUGCGAUUUGCGAAAGGAAGAGUUACUGACCAGAAGAUACUGCUUCUAUAUGAUGGUCAUCGAUCCCAUUUUUCGCCAGCUUUGAUUGAUUGGGCCAUAGACCAGGAUAUAAUUCUUUACGUACUACCACCACACACCAGCCAUAUACUUCAGCCAAUGGACGUUGGUUGUUUUGGUCCAUUCUCUAAAAUCUAUGGUAACGAAUGCCAUAAAUUUCAGAGAACCCAUGCUGGCAGUGUAAAUAAAUAUAAUAUUUGUAACCUGGCUUGUAAAGCUUACACCGCUGCCCUGUCGCCUAACAAUCUCAGAGGGGCUUUUCGAAGGACAGGAAUAUUCCCAUUUGACCCUUCAGUCGUUUCACUAGGCAAUGCAUUUUUGGCAUCGGACACUCGUAAAGAACUUGAAGUGAAUGAUGAUGAUCAGGCUCCAAAUAGCAUCGGCAGUGGAGAACAGGUACCGGUAGUUUGUGACACACAGGUUCUACCAGAUUGCCAGGAAAAUAGGAAUGUUGAGAUGACUCAGGAUAAAGAUUGCCUAGUUAUAGAGGACUUUCAGCACAAAGGCGUUCAGACUGAACCAAUUCACAUAUCAUCAGAAGAACCAAAAGAGUCAUUGUUGUCAUCUUUUUUUGAGAAGAAGAAACCAGUUUUUUUCACGAAGAGUAACAAACAGCGACGCUCAAUUAACAAAAUUGUGGGUGGAAAAGCAAUUACUGAGAACAGCGUUGCUAACCAGGUUAAAGACUAUGUAGCUACUGUGACAAAGCCUAAGACAACAAAGAAGCUUAAGUUUUCACCUCCAUUCAGACAUUCAGAUCAAGACAGGAGUGACAAAAGCCUUCCUUCAGAAUCAUCUGAUCCACCAGCAGCUUUAUCUGCAGAUCAGCCAGGCCCAUCUGGAAUACAUGUACAGCAAAACCGAUGCAGUCAUCGUGAACCAGAGUGUCUCUCUUCAGAUUCCGAAAUAGAGGAGAGUGAGAAAUGCUGUGUGUGCAAGUUAUUUGAACCCAAACAACUUCGUAGUUGUGUGUCUAUUGUCUUCACUAAAUGGGGAAAAUGCAUGUUCGACAAUUGCGACCACUGGGUGCACUUAGGGUUUUGCACAGAGGUCAGAGUUUUGAGGAGGCAUGACAUUUUCUAUUGCCCUUGCCAUGGUCUUCCGGCAAAAUCAGCCAUCAUUGAAUAAAAUUGAACAAAAACAUUACAUUGAUCACAAUAUAUAUUGUUGGUGUGAAUAAAUUUAUUUUAAAUUCUCAUUUCAUUUCAAUAAAUGUGUUCAAUGCAAUAACAUUAUUUUGCUCACAAUAUUAAUUAUUGCUACAAAUAAAUUUAUUUCCGAUUAUUCUGCCAAUAAAUGUAUUUAUUUUUUCAAUAAAUGUGAUAAUUUUGCCACUAUAACAUUUAUAUGUUUUUUACCCAAAUGGAUUACCAUAGAUUACUGAUUUCUAAAAUACCACGAAAACAUAUGACGUCAGCGAAAAUUGUGAUCCGGUGCAGUGCAAAACAAACGAUGGCCCUCUGAACUAAAAGCAAAUGAUAUGUGAGUUUUAAAAAAAUCAAAAUAAGGAGAAUAUCUGUUAAUAUCUGUAACAAAAAGCAACUGUAUCAAUUCUUCCAACUUAAAGCACUACAUGGUGCGUAACCGCUAAUACCACGAAAACUCAUGAUUCGAGGGUAAAUCA
Saccostrea cuccullata (small rock oyster) is the source of this 2598-nucleotide messenger RNA. RefSeq lists its product as uncharacterized. Gene Ontology annotation, cellular component: nucleus. The record is from RefSeq and is a predicted model, not a curated record. The coding region runs from base 39 to 2102 and encodes 687 amino acids. Gene Ontology annotation, molecular function: DNA binding. The transcript is spliced from 2 exons. Lineage: Eukaryota; Metazoa; Mollusca; Bivalvia; Ostreida; Ostreidae.